Molecule: messenger RNA, 564 nt
Organism: Ixodes scapularis (black-legged tick)
Lineage: Eukaryota; Metazoa; Arthropoda; Arachnida; Ixodida; Ixodidae
Exons: 1
Coding region: 1-564 (187 amino acids)
Source: RefSeq, a predicted model, not a curated record
AUGCCGGUAUGUUUCGAGAAGUUUUCUCACGUCCGCAUUGUGCUGGACUGUACCGAAAUUCCUGUCGGCAGACCAAAGUGCCUGAAAUGUCGGAUAAGCAUGUACUCUCACUACAAAAAGGGACACACCGUAAAGUUCAUGAUAGGUGUUUCACCCGGUGGCUUGAUUACUUACCUAAGUAGUGGUUACGGAGGGCGAGCCUCAGACAAGGCCAUCUUCGACCAGAGUGGUUUAGUUGAUAAGUUGUUGCCUGGCAUCGACCACAUCAUGGUUGACAAAGGUUUUCUUAUAGACGCCACAUGCGAAUCGAGGCUCAUAGCUGUAGUGAGGCUCCCCUUCCUGCACGCCAAAAAGCAGCUGACCAAGGCUGAAGCUCUUGCCACUAAGCAUAUAGCUGCGGCAAGUGUUCACGUGGAAAGGGUCAUUCAAAGAAUUAAGCUAUUGAAGAUAGUGUUCCAGAAGAUGCCCUGGAACAUGGUGCCACUAGCCGAUGACAUGCUGAGUAUUGCAUGUGGCUUAGCCAAUUUAUCCCCUCCUGUUCUGGCGGAUAACAAGUUCACAUAG